This is a messenger RNA of Cimex lectularius (bed bug), 1375 nucleotides long. It is a transcript of the gene tll, whose product is annotated as nuclear receptor subfamily 2 group E member 1. Gene Ontology annotation, molecular function: zinc ion binding; RNA polymerase II cis-regulatory region sequence-specific DNA binding; nuclear receptor activity. The transcript is spliced from 7 exons. Bases 5 to 1048 code for a protein of 347 amino acids. Gene Ontology annotation, biological process: cell differentiation; anatomical structure development; positive regulation of transcription by RNA polymerase II. NCBI's taxonomy places the organism in Eukaryota, Metazoa, Arthropoda, Insecta, Hemiptera, Cimicidae. The record is from RefSeq and is a predicted model, not a curated record.
UGUUAUGCAGUCACAAAGGCAUAUCGAUCAUCUCGGCCUAUCGGGCAAACUCCAAGGGGCAUCAAGUCGCAUAUUGUAUGACAUACCCUGUAAAGUCUGCCAGGAUCACUCUUCGGGAAAACACUACGGAAUAUUUGCUUGCGACGGGUGUGCUGGCUUUUUCAAGAGGUCGAUAAGAAGGAACAGGCAGUACGUCUGUAAGGUCAAAGGGGAAGGCGGAUGCCUGGUAGACAAAACCCACAGGAACCAGUGCCGGGCCUGCAGGCUGACGAAAUGUCUAGAAGCGGGGAUGAACAGAGAUGCGGUUCAGCACGAACGAGGACCGAGGAAUUCGACGCUGAGACGUCAGAUGUGCCUUCUUGUGAAAGAGGAGGCGGGCCCUUCUACUCCGUCCAUGGAUUUGUCCGCCCCCAAUGCCUCGCCGCCCCAUUUCAGCCCAUUUUACACGCCCCAGAUUGGCGAAGUCUUGAGCAACCCCGAGGCGAUCUGCGAAUCAGCUGCAAGACUGCUUUUCAUGAAUGUGAGAUGGGCGAAGAACGUGCCUGCCUUCACGGGACUCAACAUGAAAGACCAAACAACGCUGUUGGAAGAGAGCUGGCGUGAGUUGUUCCUCCUCGGCUGGGCCCAGCUCCUCCCAUUGACAGACCUGGCGAUCCUGGUCGCCAACUCGCCUAGGCUUCUCCAGGAAGCGGCGACUUUCCAGGACACCCUGGCCAAAUUGAGGUCGCUCGGGUUGGACCACCACGAGUUCGCCUGUCUCCGGGCUGUGAUACUGUUCAAAACAGCCCUCGAAGGAGAAGGGAAAUCUCUGGUUGACGUUGCCUCGAUCGCUGCGCUGCAGGAUCAGACCCAGGUGACCCUCAACAAAUACGUGUCUACGGCGUAUCCCGACCAGCCGUACAGGUUCGGCAAACUGCUGCUCCUUCUGCCAUCGCUGAGACUGGUCUCUGCCAACACGAUCGAAGAGAUGUUUUUCAGAAGAACAAUAGGGCCGAUCCCCAUCGAGAGGAUAAUCUGCGACAUGUACCGAUCGGCCGGAGCCAUAUGAAAAAUAUAAGGUCGUGUAUUAAACGUAAAAAAACAAAAAACAAAAACACAAUAUGUUUAAGUCCGAAUAAGAUCUCAGUUAUAACAUGUAUGUAAAUAAGAACAAGUAGAUUUAUUUUUGUGGAAAAUCCACUAUUCUGUCUGUACAUUUCUUCUGCAUUUAAAUGAUUUUAGAUAUACCAGACUUUAAAUGAUCUAAGUAAGAUUUAUAUUUUUUAUACCGUUUUAUAACAGUAACUGUGAUUUUUUUAUAUUCGAUUGUUUCAAUUGAACAGAGUUAAGAUUUUAUGUUAGUGCCUUCCUUGAGAUAGUGCAAUAAGUUGUACAU